AUGCGCCGUUUCGUCCAGUACGCGGAGGAUCACGGCGCCCCUGUGGCCCCGGCGCAGAAGAGACAGAAAGUUCCUACAGCCAACGCAACGACCGAAGACGGUCAAACAAGCUCCAGCUCCCAGGCACGGGCCUGCCCUCCUGCAAGCACGCUGUCGGCGACUUUGGAAGGAUUCACAUUUCAACCGCAGCCAUCUCCCGUGCGCGCACAAUACAGACCGUCUGAAGCCGGCGGUCAGCCAGACGUCACGAAAGCUGGCGCUGCUGGUACAGUUCCGUGUCACGGUGCUUGUGGAUCGCAAAGCGGAGUUCCCCACGAACAGCCUGAGCUGGGCUUCGGACUCCUCCGAACUCUUCAGAAUCCGCUGAUCCAAAGACCAGACCUUUCACAGCUGCAAGCUCCCUGCUCAGCUGCCGCAAUGCAGCCUUGUGGUCAGGCGCCAGCAGCUUCAACAGCAUACAUUCAGGAUCGCACCCAACAGCCCUUUCAACACGAGUUGUGCGUCCAGCAGCAGCAGCAGCAGCAGCAGCAGGGUCGUCUGCAGGCUUCACAGCCCGCACAGGCACUCUCGUGGAGCUGUGGAAUGCAGUACUCGCAGCCACGACCUCUGCAGCAGCUGCAGCCCUCACAGCCACAGUGGUUCAGCGGCAACGUGCUGCCACAGCAGUCGCAGCCGUCGCCACACCAUCAGCACCAGGCUCCGCAACCACGGCCGGCCCCGCAGCCGCCGCAGCGCCAACCUCCGAAGGGAGGUCCAAGCCCAGCAGAAGCUUGGAAGAGCCGGCUCGCUGUUGAUGAUGCCGUGAGGGACUUCGAUGGUGACUUCGAGGUUGAGCUCCUGGGACGCGAAGGCUUCAUGCUUCGGACCUCGAAGAAGUUGCCAGGAAAGGCCUACGCAGCCUUGCGGCAGUGGCCCGGGGCGAAAACUCAGACGAAGAGGCUCCACUUCGAGUCCUCCUCGUACAAAGCUGUGCUGCAGCGGUUGCUGGACCUACAGGGACCUGCAAAGGUGCAACUGCCGCCGCACUGGGUACUUGCAGCAGUACCGAACUUCCGCAACUUCGGUAGAGUUCAGGUCACGAAGAAGGUUGCUCAUGUUCUACUUGCGGAUAUGACGGGGAAGGCCCUGCCCGAAGGUGCGGCCAGCCGGGAAGGCCACGAGGUGCUCCCAUACCAAAGAGAGGCGGUGAACUUUGCGCUUCGGCGUGGGGGCCGGGUGCUGCUGGCCGACGAGAUGGGCCUGGGCAAAACAGCCCAGGCCCUGACACUGUGCUCCCAAUUUCCAAGCGACUUCCCAUUGCUCGUGGUUUGCCCGUCCUCCUUGCGUGGGAAUUGGCGAGAAGAGGCCUCGCGGUGGCUGCCGUCAUCGAUCGUGUCAAACCCGGAUCGUCACAUCCAGGUGGUGCGGAAGGGCUCAGACAAGCUUCGCCGCGAGGCACGGGUGGUGAUUGUCAGCUACGACCUGAUAGCUCAGCAGGAAGCCUUUCAGCAGUCGGCCCACGGCAAGAAGUACCGUGUGGUCAUUUGUGACGAAGCUCAUUUCCUCAAGACGCCGUCGUCUCAGCGAUCCAAGGCGCUUCGCCCGAUCCUCCAGGAGACUCGGCGAUGUGCCCUCCUCACGGGAACGCCUGCCCUGGCGAAGGCCUCAGAGCUCUACUCGCUUUUAGACUGCCUGCUGCCGGGCGUGCUGCCGACUCACAACGAGUUCUGCAAAAGGUAUUGCAAUGAGAAGACGCUGCGGCUUGGCAAGCGGCAUGUGAAGCAGUGGGAAGGCUGUCGCCUGGGAGACGAGCUCUACGCAGUCCUCGAUGCUGUCAUGGUCCGACGCUUCAAGAAGGAGGUGCUGAGCCAGCUCCCGGCGAAGCGCCGGCAGCGCGUGGUCUUGGACAGGCUGAGCAAUGAGCAAGGUGUGCUGAAAGAGCUUCGGGAGAAAAUGAGCACCUUCGGUCGUCAGCCUGAAGAAGGAGAUCUCCAGGGCGGCAAGAAUGGUGCCGCUGCUACGGAGCUUUUCAGGCUCACUGGCCUCGCCAAAGUGGAUGCAGUCGCAGAAUAUGUCCAGUACUUGGUGGAGGCUGAGUGCCGUUUCCUGCUGUUUGCACAUCACCAAGCGGUGAUGGACACCUUACAGCAGAAGCUCGAGAAGUUGAAAGCAGGAUUUAUCCGUAUCGAUGGCAAGACUCCUUCGCACCAGCGAGAGCAGUUGGUGAACGAGUUUCGCUCGAAUCCGGCCAAGCAGGUGGCUUUGCUGUCGAUUACGGCGUGCGGACAAGGCCUCAACCUGCAGGUUUGCUCGACCGUGGUCUUUGCGGAGCUGCAUUGGACGCCAGGGACGCUGCUUCAGGCUGAAGACCGAGCCCAUCGAAUGGGCCAGCAAGAGUCCGUGAAUGUCCACUACCUCAUUGCCAAAGACACCCUGGAUGUUUCCAGGUUGCAAGCCGUUCCCAUUCGUCAAGAUAGAUCUUCCGAUUUUGAGUCGCCCAUCGCUUUGUCCACGAAUCAACACAGGAAAGCGUAUACCAGAUGCUGGAACGAAAGCAGCACGAUGUGGGUGUCAUGGUCGAUGGGCAGGCACAGUCCCAGAAGCACUUGCAUGUGCUCAGACAAUGUACCCGUGUACAAGUACAGGCAGCGGUGUGCAGUGGCACUCUUUGGCACCGGCACGUGUGGCGAACCCGUAGCGUCUGUGUUUUACGCUCGUUUAACAGCGAGCACGGCGUGCACGAAAAAGCAGAAGGGGGGAGCACCUCAAUCUAACUGUGUAUCUGCAGUGAUUGUUUAUAGCGACACCGACAUCUUUCCCUUUACAUGCUUCACAGCGGCUGCUGGUGCUAGCAUACGAUGUCGGAAUACAUUUUUGAUCCAAGACAUUGCGGUGUUCACAAUAGUUUCUGUGCAACAGACUGCGGACACAAGAGACAUGAGCGUUGGCGGGUUUCUAUGUGUUUAUUUUCGGGACGAAGGAGAGAAAGGCACGUCAGAAAGAAAGAAAGAAAGAAAGAAGGGACCGCAGAGGGAAAGAAGGAAAGGCACGAAAGAAAGGAAGGAAGCAAUGAAGGAAGGACAAAAGAAAGGAAGAACGAAGGAAAGAAAUAAAUAA
Messenger RNA from Symbiodinium sp. CCMP2456, 3096 nucleotides. The record is from the annotation of a GenBank genome assembly. Lineage: Eukaryota; Dinophyceae; Suessiales; Symbiodiniaceae.